AUGGGCGACCUGCCCGAGGGAAAGAUGCCCGCAUUUGUGGACACCGCUGUCCGCUUCACCGGACUGACGCUGGCGGAGAUCAACGGGACGCUCUUCAAGCUGGACUACUUUGAGCGCACGCAAUGGGCGUGCAGCAAUGAGGAACUGAUCAAGGCCAUUGCCCACCACUACGCACUGCAGAUCGCCGCGCAGCUGUACAAGCUGAUCCUCGGCCUGGACAUUAUCGGCAACCCCGGUAAGCUGGCCAGCGACAUCACCCGAGGAGUGGGCGACUUCUUCUACGAGCCGGCCGCCGGCAUCGUCGUCGGCCCGGAGGAGUUUGCCGAGGGCGUCGCCACCGGCGUUCACUCGCUGACCACUAAUCUGGUGGGCGGAACGGCGGCUGCCCUCGGUCGCAUCGGCCACCGCCUGGGCACCGGCGUGGCCGCCCUCUCCGCCGACGAGAAGUUCCAAAAGGAGCGCCGCGAGCGCACGAACAAGGAGGCGACCUUCAGCGCCAGCGGCAAACACCUCGUCCGUGGCUUCGUCGACGGCGUCAGUGGCCUGGUGAGCAAACCGGUGGAGGGCGCUCAGCGCUCCGGCUUUGGCGGCCUCCUCCGUGGCGUCGGCCAGGGCCUGGUGGGCGUCAUCGUGCAGCCGGCCACCGGCGUGCUGGACGCCGCAGCCACUGGGCUGCACGCCUUCAACAACUCCAUCGACGCGAAGACGGUGGCCAGGGCGGCGCGUCCGCCGCGUCACUUUCCCGCCGGCAGCAAACUCCUGCCGUACAACCUCUACGCGGCCAUUGGCAACCAGCACCUGCGCACGUUGGCGGACGGCAAGUACGCCGCCGAGGGCGAAGAGUACGAGUACCACCUGCAGCUGGACGGCCAGCGGAUGGUCCUGCUGAGCACCACCAAAAUCUUCUACCUGGAGAAGUCGAUGUUUGCGGGCGCCUGGGAGAUCGACUGGUCGGAGGACUGGAUGAAC
This is a messenger RNA of Rhagoletis zephyria (snowberry fruit fly), 969 nucleotides long. Its product is annotated as vacuolar protein sorting-associated protein 13A-like. NCBI's taxonomy places the organism in Eukaryota, Metazoa, Arthropoda, Insecta, Diptera, Tephritidae. The record is from RefSeq and is a predicted model, not a curated record. Gene Ontology annotation, biological process: protein targeting to vacuole; protein retention in Golgi apparatus.